Caenorhabditis auriculariae is the source of this 1590-nucleotide messenger RNA. NCBI's taxonomy places the organism in Eukaryota, Metazoa, Nematoda, Chromadorea, Rhabditida, Rhabditidae. The record is from the annotation of a GenBank genome assembly.
AUGUCCUCAGCCACAGUUCUCAUCCUUCUGGCUCUUCCCCUCGUAGUUCUCACCUGUCAGGCCGGAACAGGUAUAUGAUUAGUUUUAUUGAACUGCUCUCUUUCAUCUUGCUUCCGAAUGGAUAAAUAAUUUUCUGAAAAUGGAUUUUUCAGGUUCUUUGGGUAAAACUGGCGUCUUCAAGUUCAGUGUAUCGCCAGCUGUUGGGUACACCUUUUCCGCUAAUAUUUCUCAGGGGCAAAUCAGCGAAGCUUAUGCCAAAAGCUCCGCCGAGAGAGACGCUCGAAAUGCGGUUCGUUAUUAUUUCUUUAGUAACCGAAAUUCUUCAUAGAAUGUGAAGACUUUUGAAGAUUUAAACCUACUUAAACUCGACUCUCAACAAUUUUAGACCAGAACACAAGAGUAAACAUUUUUUUGAAGUUUUUCGAAGCUUUUUUUCCAGUGUCAGGAAUAACAGCUUCUGGAUCUUUUUCGAUAAUGAAAAAUAAUUUCAUAUAAUAAAAUGGGCUAUUUUUGAUAGUUUAAUGAGGAAAAACAUUUUCCAAGCUAAAUCUUGAAGUUUUUCAGAUCUACGAAGUCUUGAGAGAAAACAGCCUGCCAACUAAUGACGUUGAGAUCAAGGUUAGCAAUGCUUACAGAAAAAUUCGAGCUUAAAACUAAAAAGAAAAGUUCGGGAAGGAUUUCGCCUCAAGGGAUUUUUUCCUUCAAUUUCUUAUUUUAUUGAUAUAUUUCUAAAUGUUUUCCAUCUCUUUCGGAUCUCUUGAAAAAGUUCUGAAGCGUUGUGAAAUUCUCCUAGGGAAUAUAUUCAAUUAUUGCUGUUUUUCAGAACGACUCUGGUUAAUCAUUUUUUUAACUAUACAUAGGAGCAUAAAAUUAGCUUUUUUUGCAAAGUUCAUUUUUUUCUAACGUUCUGACGCAAAGAAGUACAUUUCUUUGAUAAUUUGGGAAAAAGUUCUAAAAAUUUGGCUUAAUCAAUUAUUGAUGUUAUUAAUGAAUACCCUGCAGAGCUUCCAACUUUUUGAGAAAAAAAACAUUAGAAAUGUUUCUUUAUUGAACUGUGAAAUAAAAUUUGAAAGAUUGAAACUUGUCCAGCUCAGCAAAAAGCGCUUGAGCCAAGCCACAAAGAAACAUUUGGAAGCUAUGAUCUUGAUUAUUUCUCCUGUCAGACGCCGUUGAUCCAUGAUUGUCAUUUGAAAAUUGAAGGUCGACUUCACCCCACCCAAUACACCUCUUCUGGCUCCAAAUGACCCUUGUGACGCUACAGUCACCGCCGCUCUUUAUCAAGUCAUUGACGGUAAUUCUAUAAAGUAUCUCAGCAUGCUUUAUCAUGAUCUCAGGAGCUGUCCUCUACAAGUGUCUAGAAGGAAGUUUGACAUCAUUCACCAUUGAGGACGACGUCACUGUCACUGCCUCUCAGGUACUAGAGAAAUAUGGAUUUUUCGACUAGCAAAUCAGAAAUUUAAAAUGGUUGUGAAUAUGAAUUUGCAGCCAAUCUACGAAAGUCAGUGGAGAGAGCUGGGUCUGCAGAUCGUGUCGAAAUUGGAAGCCAAAGGAUCCAAGUUCCAGAGCACCAGUGUUUCAGUAACCAACUAA